Messenger RNA from Anolis sagrei ordinatus, 1699 nucleotides. It is a transcript of the gene GC, whose product is annotated as GC vitamin D binding protein. Gene Ontology annotation, cellular component: blood microparticle; cytoplasm. Gene Ontology annotation, biological process: vitamin transport. Gene Ontology annotation, molecular function: vitamin transmembrane transporter activity; vitamin D binding. NCBI's taxonomy places the organism in Eukaryota, Metazoa, Chordata, Lepidosauria, Squamata, Anolidae. The record is from RefSeq and is a predicted model, not a curated record.
CCUUCUGACGCUUUCGUGAAGUCGACUGCUACAAGAAAGUUGGGGUUAAUUUAAUCUUCCCUUCAUGCCAUUGUGAUUCUGGGAGAAGGAAAAUGAAGGUUGGGAUCAUCAGCAUUUUUCUGCUGGUGCUAACAUGCAGCCAUGCACUACAGAGAGGACGAGAUUACUUCAAGGAAAAAAUCUGCCAAGAGUUCAACAGCUUGGGAAGAGAUAAGUUCCGUAGCAUAACUAUUGUCUUGAACAGCAGAAAGUAUUGCAGUGCCACAUUUGAGGAAAUCUCCAGUAUUGUGAAUGAGAUUGUUGCCCUUGCAGAGAAAUGCUGUGUGGAAGGGGCUGAUCCUGAGUGCUACACCACUGAGUCUACAGCUCUCUCAGCCAAAUCCUGUGAUCCAAAUUCACCUUUCCCCAAGCAUCCUGGGACAGCUGCAUGUUGUACUGAGGAAGGCUUGUCUCGAAAACUUUGUCUGGCAGCCUUGAAACAUCCACCCAAGGAGUUCUUCACCUAUAUGGAACCAUCUUCUGAUGAACUUUGUGAGGCCUUCAAAAAAGAUCCCCAUGACAUUGCAGACAGGUUUCUGUACGAGUAUUCCAGUGACAACAGCCAUACCCCGUUGCCGUUGCUGCUGGCCUCUACGACAACCUAUUUAUCCAUUGUUGGAAAGUGUUGUGCCGAUGCGCAUCCCAUGGCCUGCUUCUCAAAAGAGCGGCUGGAAAGGACAUCUCUCCGGACACUCACGCAUCUAUCCAACAAAGCGUGUUCUCGCUACGCCGUGUUUGGCAAAGAUAAAACAAAGCUCAGCUAUUUCAUCACGUUUACCCAGAGAAGUCCCUCUGCUUCCUUUGACGAUGUCUUAUCUCUUGCUGAAGAUUCUGCUGAAGUGCUUUCCAAGUGCUGUGAUUCAAUGGAAGAGCAGUGUAUCCAAAAAGAGGUGUUGGCACACACAGCCAAAAUCUGUGAAAAACUUCCAGGCAGUGAUGACAGGAUUAGAGAGUGCUGCGCCUCAGCGACUGACUUGAGAAAAUAUUUAUGCAUCUAUUCCCUUCCUUGGGCCAAACCUGUUGAUCUUCCCGAUUUUGUGCAAUCAACUGAAGAAGUUCUCUGUGGCGAAGGGCAAGAGAGAGCAUUCUAUGAGUAUAUACAUUACACAGCUCGGAAAUUUCCACGUGCUCCAGAAGCUAUUCAUACUGCCUUGUAUGAUGCUGGCCAAAAAUUUGUGAAUGCUUGCUGCAGUGAUCCCGACUUCAAUGCUUGCUUUAAUCGGAAGAGACUUGAGUCAUCAGAGGAGACAUUAGAAAUACUUUCUAAAGGCAAUCAGCUAUGUGAUGAUUAUACGGAUCACGUUUUCCUGGAAUUCAAGAAAAGGCUAAGAGACACAUAUGUCAAGAAGUUUCCCAAUGCUACUGAAGCUGUCCUUUCUGCACUAGUUCAGCAGCGAGCUAAGUUUGCCUCCACCUGUUGCCUUUUGAAUGCUCCUCCGACUUAUUGUGGAAUGAAGGUGAAAACAGCAGUUGUAGAGACAUGUACUCCAGACAUUUGUGUGAAGAACUAAUGGUGGGAACAUGACAUAGAAAAUGUUGUUAGAAGCUCAGGAAGAUGCAACAGGAAGAGCUUUAAGGGACUGAAUGCCUGAGCUAUCACUGCUGACUUGCAACAUGCCCAUUGCCUUUUGAAAUUGCAAUAAAGGUUCUGUUCUUAUCA